This is a messenger RNA of Salvia miltiorrhiza (redroot sage), 1542 nucleotides long. RefSeq lists its product as uncharacterized. Gene Ontology annotation, cellular component: cytosol. NCBI's taxonomy places the organism in Eukaryota, Viridiplantae, Streptophyta, Magnoliopsida, Lamiales, Lamiaceae. The transcript is spliced from 3 exons. The record is from RefSeq and is a predicted model, not a curated record. The coding region runs from base 308 to 1324 and encodes 338 amino acids. Gene Ontology annotation, molecular function: protein-folding chaperone binding.
AAAUCGGACCGGGGUGGGGGAAGGCAAAUUAGACCGGGGCGAACCAGCAGUUCUGGAAAGUUCGACGGCGUUCUAGUCCAGCCCACGCUGCUCAUUUCCAGACCCAUCUCAUCUCCCCCCUUCAUAUCUCCGACUCCAACAAUAAAUCAUUCACUCUUUCCCCAAUUUCUCCAUACCUUUCUUAAAAUUCAUAUCUCAAAUCUUUUGGAAUUUGCACGCACCUUUUUCUGCAGCUCAACAACGCACAUAUUCUAUUGAAACGACCUGUGUUAGUUAGAGAAGAAAACAGGAAGAAAGAGAGAGAGAUAUGGGUGUUGAUUACUACAAGAUAUUGCAGGUCGACAAGAACGCGAAAGAUGACGACUUGAAGAAAGCUUACAGAAAGCUCGCGAUGAAGUGGCAUCCCGACAAGAAUCCCAACAACAAGAAAGAUGCUGAGGCUAAAUUCAAGCAGAUUUCCGAAGCAUAUGAUGUUCUAAGUGAUCCUCAAAAGAGGGCUGUAUACGAUCAGUACGGCGAAGAAGGUCUGAAGGGUCAAGUGCCGCCGCCGGAUGCUGGUGGUGCGACAUUCUUCCAAUCAGGAGACGGACCAAACGUGUACAGGUUUAAUCCGAGAAACGCCGACGACAUAUUCGCCGAGUUCUUCGGCUUUUCAGGCCCCUUAGGAGGCGGCGGAAUGAGGGGCGGUAGAGGCUUCGGAGGCUCCAUGUUCGGUGAGGACAUCUUCAGCUCCUUCGGCGGGGGAGGGGGCGACGGCAGGCCAAUGAGUACCGGUCCCAGAAAGGCGCCACCGAUCGAGCAGAAGCUGCCUUGCAGCUUGGAAGAGCUGUACAAGGGAGCUACAAAGAGGAUGAAAAUCUCCAGAGAGAUAUCUGACGCCAGUGGGAAGACAUUGCCGGUGGAGGAGAUUCUGACGAUUGACAUAAAACCUGGGUGGAAGAAAGGAACGAAGAUCACAUUCCCUGAGAAGGGGAACGAGCAGCCGAAUGUGAUCCCUUCCGAUUUAGUGUUCAUAAUCGACGAGAAGCCGCACAGCGUGUUCACGAGAGAUGGAAAUGAUCUAAUCGUGACGCAGAAGAUAUCGCUGGCUGAAGCAUUGACGGGUUACACGGUGCACCUGACGACGUUGGAUGGAAGGAGCUUGAGCGUGCCGAUUAACAGCGUCAUCCAUCCCAACUACGAAGAGGUGCUUCCAAGAGAAGGGAUGCCUUUUCCUAAAGAACCCACCAAAAGGGGCAAUCUCAGGAUCAAAUUCAACAUUAAGUUCCCAACAAGGUUGACGCCUGAUCAGAAAUCCGGAAUCAAGAAACUACUUUCUGCUUGAGUUCAAAAUGUAUCCUCAUUUUUCACUUGUGUGUUUGUUUCUUGGGGGCUCGAAUUUUGAAGGAUUGUAGCUGCUAGUCAAUAAACAUGUUUGCUAUUAUGUUGAUAAUUCAUUACUACACAUUAUACCCAGUCCUAGUGAAUCCAGCCAAUUCCAUUAGGCCUUUGUACAAUAUGUCAAAAACGGUCAAGAAAUGGUAGUAAAUCUUUAGCAUUUAA